Clupea harengus (Atlantic herring) is the source of this 3080-nucleotide messenger RNA. It is a transcript of the gene stk17al, whose product is annotated as serine/threonine kinase 17a like. Gene Ontology annotation, cellular component: nucleus. Gene Ontology annotation, biological process: positive regulation of apoptotic process; protein phosphorylation; intracellular signal transduction. Lineage: Eukaryota; Metazoa; Chordata; Actinopteri; Clupeiformes; Clupeidae. Gene Ontology annotation, molecular function: protein serine/threonine kinase activity; ATP binding. The record is from RefSeq and is a predicted model, not a curated record.
GCGUAUGCCUCAAAUUGCCUCUCUACAAUACACUCAAAGGUGUAUGUGAUGCUACUGCGCACUGGUUAAUUAAUUUAUCUUGGGCUUUCUCAUCCUCCAGCUCUCACGCGUGGAAUUAGCAUCCUUUCUCUGAAGCAGACGGUCUGCAUUGACAAGUUCUCAAAGGAUAUAGCGAGGAUAGUUCUUCAAAUUGAAGAGGACAACCUUCGUUUGUUUUAAACUCUCUCAUCAUUGUAUUGUACAGACGGCCAAAGUAUAUCGCAUAGUUAGGUUUUCUUUAACAUGAAAUUAACUUAAGAAAACAAAUCAACAUUUCGGCGCAUUUUAUUUCCGUUAAAUUCAGAAAGUAAUUCGCGUCAGACUGGACUGUAAUGCCUGACAACACAAUGAUGAAGAAGAAUGGAAUGGUGACCAAAAUUCACACGCGAAUAAGGACAGAGCCUUUCAAGAACAACUACGACCUGGUAGGAAAGGAGUUGGGAAGGGGAAAGUUUGCCGUGGUGAAGAAAUGCAUCGAGAAAGCCACGGGGAAGGAGCACGCGGCGAAGUUCCUACGGAAACGGCGCAAGGGAGAGGACUGCCGCGGCGACAUCCUGAACGAGAUCGCCGUGCUGGAGCUGGCCAAGGCCAACCCGUACGUGGUGGCGCUGCACGAGGUCUACGAGACCCAGAGCGAGAUCAUCCUUGUGCUCGAGUGUGCUGCCGGUGGGGAGAUUUUCAACCAGUGCGUCGCCGACAACGACGAUGCCUUCACAGAGAAAGACGUGGUCCGAUUGGCUCGCCAGAUCCUCGUGGGCGUGGCCUUUCUGCACAGGAACAACGUCGUGCAUCUGGACCUGAAGCCCCAGAACCUCCUACUUACCAGUGCUCAACCCCUUGGGGACAUACGGAUUGUGGACUUUGGCCUGUCCCGCCGCAUGGACACCCUGACGGAGGUGCGUGAGAUCCUGGGCACCCCAGAGUAUGUAGCUCCCGAGAUCUUGAACUAUGAGCCCAUCAGCACUGCAACAGACAUGUGGAGUAUCGGCGUGCUGACGUACGUCAUGCUCACAGGGGAGUCCCCCUUCCUGGGGGAGCAGAAGCAGGAGACCUUCCUGAACAUCUCCCAGGGUAACGUGGACUACUCCCAGGAGGUGUUUGAGGGCGUCUCGUCCCUGGCCAUCGACUUCAUCCAGUCCCUCCUCCGCAAGAACCCCAGAAAACGCUCCACUGCCGAAGAGUGCCUGAGCCACCCGUGGCUGAGCGGGCACGCCGCUCCUCCUCCGCCGCCUCCUCGCCUCCCACUGGCAUCACUCGACGAGACCAGCCAAUCGGAGUCGGAGCCCGAGAGCCCCGUCCCGCCCCCGGAGCUGCUGGUGCUGCCGCCGUUCUCCAUGGGCGAGCUGAAGUCGGGCCGAGGCACCACGUUCACCUUCUCCGAGCCGUUUCCCUCCCGAUCCGAGAUCCAGCAGGAAGUCAUCUGCUGAGCCGCCGCCGGAGGAGCAACAGCCAAUCAGCAGAGGGCUCGGCAACCAAUAGGCUUCCUCCGUGAUGAACUGUGACUGAUUUGUGCCCGUGUGGUUUCCUGUGCAUCACUGGCAGUGUUGCUGCGUGGACUGUGCAUUUUGAGACUUUUGGGACUGUGUUCGGCAGCCUGUCAACCUCUGAGUGAAUGUGAUGUUGCCUAACGCCUCAACCUCUCUUCUCUGAGCACGCGUGUGCCUGCGCACAUGGUUGUAAAGACUCUGUAAAACAUGUUUAUAAAGCCUUCAUAAGCCUUUAGUAAACCUUAAAUAGCAGCUGAUCUGAAUAUGGAAGAAAAGAAAAGCCAUAUAAUGGCUUUGAAAAAUGCACUCAUGCAGAGUGAGUGAGAGGGAGAGAGUCGUUUAACUCCUGUAUAAUAGGAAUAGGCAACUUUAGGGAGGAGGCAGGCUGAGUCCUUUUAAGAUGAGUCCAUGAUCAAUGGUCAUGCUGUUGUGAAGUUGUUUGGAUGAGGAAGAUGAUUGCCGUGGUGAUGAUGAAGGAGGGUGGAGAAUAAGGCUAUUUAUAGGUCCCCAAGAUGUCAAUGACGGCUAGAGGAGUGUUUUGUUGAGGAAUGUCAAGAGAAUCCCUGGCCUUUAUUUGUUUAAUAGUCCACUGGUCACCCUUCCCACACACACAGACACCAGUAAAAUGAAAAACAUCUACAAGCACUUUUAUUUAAAUUGUAUUUUAUAGUUUAAAAAAAAAAAACAAUUGUUGAGAGGCGUCCUUUGCCAAAGACGUGACAACAUGGUUCAGACAAGCACAAAAAAAUAGUUGUAGAGGUGUUCACCCACACAUAUGUACAUAACCACACCACUCAGCUAUUAUUCUGAGUGUCCUCCAAGUCUCACAGUCACACAUUUUCUUUUUGUUACCUUUUUAUUUGUUGUCUUUUUUUGCUGUUGCUGCUGUUUUUUUGCACAUAUGACCUGUACUUACACCCUUGGUUGAAGUUUUCACGCACACUUUGAGUUUGUGCAUCUGUCUGAUCCAUGUUUUUCCUCCACAAGCCUCAGUAACUGAUCAGAUAUUAGGAAGAGAAAAAUACAAAAAGAAACAAGAUGGCCGCCUCAGGAUGUGUACUGUACUUAGAACUGUGCUGUUUUCUAUUGAUUGGGUGGCCAAGAAAUGUCAUGAUUAGGAAGAGUGUACGCAGCUCUCAGUGACUAGGUGAACAAUGACCCAUGAGUGAGAGAGCAGUGAGAUUACUGAGUGCUUAACCUGGGAGAUUCUCAACUUUGAGAAGGAGAAAGUGAGAAAACGUCUGCUUUCGGAUAUUUCCUCUCAAAUAAGAAGUCAAAUGUAUAUUUUGUGUGUGCGUGGGUUUCUUUUUGUUUGUUUGUUUGUUUGUUUGUUUUAAGAUGAAUUGUGUAAAAUAAGUAUUUUUCUAUUGUGGCAUUGUACUGUAAGCAGAUAUAAAUGGUAUUAAAAUUGUAUUAAGUUUCUUUUUUUUACUGUUUUCUUUCCCUGAUGUUUGCUUUUAAGCUUCAGACAGGUUUGCACUUAGUGGAAGUCUUAAUCUUAAUAUAAAUAAAUGUUAAUGGCAUGCAUCGUAAAUAAAUUUUGUAUGAAACCAG